UCCACCAGACCAGACCGAACGAAGGUGAAGCAGCAACGCAUUGGACAAACAAGGCAGCCGACUCUCUGUAUAUCUAAUUAUUAAACCAGGACCACAGAAAGAACAACAACUGGGACAGGAAGGAACCACAAUACAGCAAGCACGAAAAAAAAAAAAAACACAGCAGCGUGUGCUUCCUUAUUGCGUGGACCGCCGACUACAGAAGAACGCUUCUCUUAAAUAUACAUAUACAUGGUAGAUAGCAGGUGCUGCAUUGGCCGCUUCCUUUGAUUAUUAUUAUUAUUAUUAUUCGUGUCGGGGUGCCUCUCAGUGGAAUCCUAGGAUGAAGCGGCUCUUCUGUGUGGAGUGGCUGUCCCAGAGCAGCGACCGCCCCCCCUGCCCGGCUCUCCCUGCCCCCCAGGAGGGGCCGCUGCCGGGGACCCCCCAGGAGAGCCUCCCCGGCUUCUACGCGAAGGUGGGCGCAGGUUUAGGGGUGCAGCAGCAGCCGCAGAGCCGAGCUGACUCGGACAGCCCGCUGCAGUCACACGGAUUCCCGGCGCGUCAGAGGAACCGACUCAGCACCGCAGCCGUGAGCGACGCCGCCUCGGUCAGCAGCGCGGACGAGACUUCAGGGUACGAGAGCGAGGGCUGCCGGUCGGUGUCCCCGGUCUACCCACUGUCUCCGCCCAGGCAGGACAGACCCGGCGUGGACCCGCACUCUGAGCCGCCGGGCCGGCGCCCCCGCACCGCCUUCACCGCGGAGCAGAUUAACCGGCUGGAGAGGACCUUCAAGAAGCAGAGCUACGUGGGGACGCGAGAGAAAGAGGAGCUGUGCAAGAAACUGAACCUGUCCGAGAAACAGAUCAAAAACUGGUUCCAGAACCGCCGCAUGAAGCUGAAGAGGACCCUGCAGGACGCCCUGGCCCAGGCCUGCCACGCCAAGGUGGCUUCCCAGCUCCUGCACUACCCCGAGCUCCAGACUUACGGUCCGGGCCCCUUCGCUGGAUAUUACCCGGCGCAGGACGGCACGGCCGCGUACCUGUCAGCGAUGCAGUACCAGGCUGCCUCUGCGCCGCUUCUGACCGCGCUCCCGGCCCUGCCCAUGGAGGCGGCCGUGUACCCUUACGGCGUGCCACCAGGAGUGGUCAUACCGGCAAACAGCGCCGGUCCCGGUAACGGCAGUAUGAUGCGGAGAUAUCACCCGUACGCACCCUAUUACUGACAGGACCGCGGCACUGAUCGCUAUGAGAGACCCGAGAGCCGAUAAGCAGCUGUUGUCGACUCCUCUGUUGCUGGCGGCGAUUUUGAGAGACACUUUCAAAUAUUAUCGCAAAUCCAACUCCAGUUGGAUUGCAGUUUGAUCCAUUCCUGGUUUUAUUAAAAGCCUUAUUCAAAGUGGCGGUCUUUGCCCGGAUCUGUGCAGAGGGGUGGUAAACGGGUACAGCACAGCAUCGGUAUAUAUUGUGGAAUGGUUUACAGUUCAGGGCAUUGGGUGCAAUAUUGGGUUCUUCUCUUGUUAUAAUUAUUAUGAUUGUUUUUUUUAUAUUCUAUUUAAUAUACAAAGUGUACAUAAUGUGUAUGUGUGUGUUUUUUUUCUAAAGAAAAAUUCGGAAAUGCAUUCCAACUUCUACAGUGUAUUAUAUAAAAAAAUAAAAUCAUUGUUGAAAUGAUAUGUAUCUGAUGCAAAAAAAACCAAAACUGAAUAUUUGACGAUUUUUUUUUUGUUUUUUAAAUAAAUCUUUUUCUGUUUUGAGUUA
Messenger RNA from Acipenser ruthenus (sterlet), 1736 nucleotides. RefSeq names its product homeobox protein vex1-like. NCBI's taxonomy places the organism in Eukaryota, Metazoa, Chordata, Actinopteri, Acipenseriformes, Acipenseridae. The coding region runs from base 323 to 1201 and encodes 292 amino acids. Gene Ontology annotation, molecular function: DNA binding. The transcript has 3 exons. The record is from RefSeq and is a predicted model, not a curated record.